CAACUAUAAAUAUCAUGUUCGAAGUCCGGACGAGUUAUCCUAUCUUGACGGUCCUCACCAGCUCCGGUCCUGCUCAGCCCCGGUCCCAGUGAGAGACAGCGCAGCUGUCUGACGCCACUCGUGCAGUCCGUUCAGCCCCGGUCUCAGUGCGAGACAGAGCAGCUGUCUGACGUCACUAGUACUCCCCUCAACUGCAUCCACGAGCACCGCAGCCUGUGAGAUACUCUGUUCACAUAACCUUGGUCAAAGAGAUUAGGAAACGAAUGCAACAAUGGCAGAAGGUGGAUUCCUACCAGAUAAACACGUGAACUACGACAACAUUCUUCUUGAAUGUCCCAUUUGUUUGGAGCAGAUGCAAAAACCGAAGUCUCUCCCAUGUUUACAUUCCUUUUGUGAGGAAUGCCUCAGUACAUACAUCGUCACUGACUUGUCUGGUGAGAUGGCCGCCGUGACGUCAUUUCCCUGCCCUGUAUGUAGACAGAUCACAUCGCCUGUCAAUCACUCUGAGAGUAAAGAGAUGUGGGCACAACAGUUUCCUACGAACAGUAUGGUUAAGGAAUCUACGAGCCGAACAAAGGAGUCAGAUGCUCCACUUAAUUGUGGUCCUUGCAAGAAGACAAAAAACAUGGAAACACCGGCUACAACGUUGUGUAAAACGAAUGGCAUGCUGUUUUGUGACCAUUGUAAAGUUAACGUACAUGAUAUCCUACACGAAAUAUGUGACAUUGUAACUCUCAAUGAGGCACAUCAUGACGUGACCUGGAAACGAACGUCGUCAAGAACAUGUUCCAAACACAAGGAGAAGAUGGACUGUUAUUGUGAAGAUCAUAAGUUCAUUGGGUGCAACAAAUGCAUUAUCACAAAUCACCGACGCUGUGACGAAGUGCAUACUAUCAAAAAGUAUUGUGAGAAACAGAAGGAUAACUCCAGGCUUGAUGACAUAGACAAUUCUCUCGAAAAAGCAGCCAACGUCAUGGAAUUGUUGUUAAAUGCUUUUGACCAAGAGGUAGAAUCCUUGCAGCGAUGUCAGGAUGUUGGCUUAAGCAGUAUUUCAGAUCUCCGACAGAGAAUCAACACAUAUCUCGAUAAGAAACAGGAGGAGAUAACUCAAGAAAUGAUUUCAAAUUGCAAAGCUGAGAAAGCUAAAGUUGAUUUAUCAAAGCAGAAAUGUAGCCGACUGAGGGCUGCCAUUCAGAACACAAAGGAAGCGUCAAGGACGGCACUUCGAACGGACGAUAAUUUCGAGAUGAUACAACUGUUCCUGAGAGGUCAGACAGAGAUUAGGGCGUGUAAUGAUCUUAUUGACGAUAUCACGCACUCAUCGAAGUCCGUAAGCAUCAAGCACGAUAUUGACAGGACGCACACUACUAUUGACAAGGCAAGCGCUCUAACGUUAGGAAGAAUUCUAGUGAAGGAAAACUCUUGUAUCAAACCUGAUGGUGUCGAAUAUAUACCAAAUGUAGGCAUACUAUCAAAAUGUCGUGUGAGGAAAAUAAGAACAUGCAAUAUCAGGCUUCCUUCACGAACGGAAAAAUGUUCCCCUCGCGGAGUAUUGUUGAUGCCGAAUGAUCACAUUAUAAUAAGCGAUCAUUCAAAUGGAAAAAUAAAGAUGUUUUCCGAAGAAGAGAACUGUUUGGAUGAGUUGAAGAUUGGCGGAUAUCUACGCGAUAUUUGUAUCGUAAACAACAACACAGUGGCAGCUGCUUCAUUUUCAGGAGAACAAGGCAGAAUACAAAUAGUGGAAAUAAUAUCCUCUAAGUUGAGUCUCUCAUCCAGCAUAACGAUAUCAGGCAACACGGAUUGUCAUGGUAUAGCAUUCUUUGAUGGGGCAUUCAUUGUGAGUACACCAAAGGACAUUCGAAGUGUGACAUUGAAAGGCAAAACUAUGGUAUCAUGCGGAUUAGGGGCUGAAUGCUGCCAUCUUGCCUACUGUCCAAAACAGAAGAAAGUAUUUGCCAGCUUAAACACAUCUACAUGGGGUGCAGUCGCUCUUACAAGACUCUCCGCAUGGAUAAAAACAGAUAUGUUGAUAUCUGGAGUUGUCAAGAACGCGAUGGGAGUAGACCUAGACCGCGAGGGGAAUGUGUACGUUUGUGGUCAAGCGUCCAACAACGUAGUCCAGAUUUCCUCAGAUGGGAGCAAGGUUAGGGAACUUCUGACGUCAAAGGAUGGUAUAGACAAACCCAGGGCCAUAUCUGUGUGUGGGGACAAAUUGGCAAUCACCAACGAAUCCUUCACACAAAAUGAUCAAAUACAUGUAUAUCAGCUCUACUGACUCUACUCACGUAUCGUCACUUCCGUUAAGUCCCAAGCCGAUCUUGCCAAUAGACCGGGCAACAGGGAAUGUUUUCAAAGUGCAUUUGUUGGACAUGGUUAGUGAAGUAAAUCAUGACUCAUUUACAUACUAUCUUAGACGUACAUAUAUGUGUUAAUUCCUUAACUGAUGUGAAGUGUUCGUUUGCUAAAUCCUCAAUACCAAUACUGCUGAAAUAUGUCUUGCAUAACGCAAAUAUUCUUCUUAGAUUGAAGUGACAAAAACAAACCAUUGUAUACGUCAAAUCCAACAAAAAUUGAAAUGAGCUAAAAGUUGAUGUAUACUUUUCUUUGUAAGCAUACUCAAAAUCAACAAAUAUAGCUGCUGUAAUUUCAGUCGAAGCUCAUUUCGUCUUCGUAUAUACCUUAUAUUUUUUACAAAUUAUCUCGUAAAAUCAAAAGAAAGAAAUAAUGCAUUUAUUUAAUCGUUUAUUUGAUAUUUAACUGGAAUAACGACUGUACGUUUUUCUUUAUUUUGAUUAUUCAACAAUUGCUCCAUUAUAGUGCAUUUCUGCCUUUUUCGUUUAAUGCUGUUUUAAAUUGAACUGUUAAAUUCAUGACGUGUGCCAAGGUUUCUGUCCAAUUACUUUUUUCAAACCCCUAAGCGGCGCGAAGCGCAGCAGGGUAAGAUCUGUAAACACUUCCACUGUCCACUUCCGGUGCUUCCCCAUGCGUGAAAGCCUUCUGGAAAAUUGAGGCCGCAUACCAUCUAUUAAAUAUGAUCAUUAACCCUACUAUCUCCGUAUUUAUUACAUUUACCGGUGAAACAUCAGGAAUUUUACUAUGAUAACAUAUUUUAUCUUAACUGCAGUCAAGACAAAGAAAUGUUAUAUCGAGAUAUCAUUCUUAAUAUUGUCCAAUCAGAACGGUACUUCACUGUAAAGAGUUUUAGUUUCAAAUUCAGAUGAAGCGACGGCAAUGUAAGUGGCUGCUUUAAAUUUGUUCAACUUUUGCAACAUACAUUAAUGUAUUUACAUAACUGCACCAUUGAUAUCAUUUUCGUUUGGAAAUCUUACCAGAUAAAACUAGCAGCAACGGCAAAAUUGCAUUGAGCACCGCAUUCAAAAUGGCGCUCUGCAUUGUUGUCAAGCAUGACGUCAUUAAAACUUUACAUUGGUAGAUUGUGUACAUGUCUAUAGCAGUCAUCCGUAAUUUCAACAGUUUUCUACCGAUCUGAGUGAGAAAUCGCGGCUGCUUCUUAAGUGCGCGGAAACCGAUAACACAAUAUAUUAUCAGUUUCAAGUUCAGAUGAAGUGACGGUAGAAUAAGCGUUUGUUUUUAUGCACCUCUGCAACAUAAAUAAUAGCAUUUACAUAACUACACAAUUGUUAUAAUGUAUUUGUGUAAACCUUAAUUACCAGAUAAAAGCAUUAAACGGCAGAGUUCCGUUGAAUGACACAUUCAAAAUGGCGCUCUGCUUUGUUGUCAAGCGUAAGCGUGACGUCAUUAGAACUAGCAUCAAACAUAACGCUACAAAUGCCUGCACUUUUCUGAUGUAGCAACAUAUGCAACGCGUUACUUUUUUUUAAAUUAAAUGAAUAGAAAAUGUAAUGUUUUUUCCAUUGAAUAUCAUAUAUAUUUCUGUCGUAUCGUAUCGUUCAUUGUAGUAUUCCUCUUAUGAUCUACAGAAUAAAUAGGAUAAAGAAUAGGCUUACAGGACAAAUAUUAACAAAUAUGUUUCAAUAUGCAAUACUACGAAACUGACGUUUGCAUUUUAUCGUGCAAUUAAAAAUGUACA
Messenger RNA from Mizuhopecten yessoensis (Yesso scallop), 4051 nucleotides. RefSeq lists its product as uncharacterized. The transcript is spliced from 2 exons. NCBI's taxonomy places the organism in Eukaryota, Metazoa, Mollusca, Bivalvia, Pectinida, Pectinidae. The coding region runs from base 272 to 2275 and encodes 667 amino acids. The record is from RefSeq and is a predicted model, not a curated record.